GGUCCAAGUUGAUAGUAGGAUUAGUGAUUAGUGAUGGACGCGGUGCCAUCCAUUUGAACUUCUUUUCCAUGGCUCCAGAAGCAUCUCCCGCCUGUGCUGCGAUUCUUGUCACAGGUGCCGGCUCUGAUGAUGUGAACGGGCUUUAUGUCCCAACGGGCCGGAAGUGGCACGAGGCGGAGAUCUUUGAGAAUGACAAACUCUGCAUGCUCUCGAGGGAGCCUCACAAGAGCCAGAAGACUGGUCUCACCUCAUAUGGCUGGAUAUUGGGGCAGGACCGAAAGCCCAUGUAUGCGGUGCAAUCUGAGGAGAUUUUGCCCCCCAAAUCUGGCUGGAAAAAGUUUACAGGCCAAGUGCCCAUCCCAGCUGUGGAUCCAUCAGAUUCACUGAAGGCUGCUGCCGAAACUGCAGCCCUUGCCUUCAAAGACCAAGGUAAUGCCCUGUUCACAGCUCGCUCCUACAAGGAAGCUGCCACCAAAUGGUCCAGGGCAUUGAGCACCUUGGAGAAAUAUUGCAGUGAUAGCCAGGUGCGGGCCACUCUCUAUGCCAACCGGGCGGAGUCCAACAUCCGAAUGGAGCGUUGGGAAGAGGCACUCUUGGACUGUGAAGCGGCUCUGGUGACAAAGCCAAGUCACGACAAGGCCUUGCUGAGAGCUGCUGUGGCCUUGCGAGGCCUCAAGCGGUACGGUGAUGCCAUCGGCAUGGUCCAGCGAUGCUUAGAGCUGGAGCCCAGCCACUACGACGCCAAGAUGCUGAUGCAGGACCUGGACCGACUAGUGACAUCCGAACAGCCCUCAGGUCGUCCUGCGGCGUCGAAACCGCAGAGGCUCCGGGGAGAUGCCAAUCUCAGCAGUAUUCCUCGAGAUGCACGGGACAUGAACCACCAGAAAGGUCUGGAAGCUUUUGAGGGCUACAGUCAGAUGCGGGAAAACUCCACUGAAGAAGUGCCCAUCUCAGAUCUUCCAUACCACAAGAUGGGUUUACCCCAAGAGCAGUUGGACUUGAUGGACAGCUUCUUCCGUGAGUUGAGGGCAAACAAGAAGCAACAAGCCAAGUCGCAGAGACAAGAGCUGGCUGAGUAUGAACUGGUGAAAAAUGAGUAUCGCGAAAGGGCUUUAGAAGACCAAGCUUUGGGCAGGGCUCCCACUCCCAUGCUUGAAUCCUACGAGGAAGCACCCGCGCUGAAGGAUGAUGAGCUGCCUUUGACUCUGACAGCUCCCAAGAAACCGGUUGAGACAGACAACAUCCAGAUAUCCGCGGAUGAAAAGAAGGAAAUUGACGAUUUGUUUGCCAAUUUCAAGCCCAAGGCCUCCAAAAGUCUAGGACCUUCGGGGCGCCGAAGCCGGUUUCAGCAAAUCAUCCAUGAAGAAGAGGAAGAAGCCAGCGUAGCUGAGAUCCGGGCAAUGGAGGAGCUCAAGAAGUUGCAAAGGACCAGAAGAGGAGAACCUACCCGAUUUGAACAGGCAGCCGGGGAGCUAUACUGUUGGUGGUCCCUUCCAGCCGGGAUUUCAGCCAAGGACAUCAAGGUCUCUGGCUCGGGUGGCGAAUGGCUCACGGUGUCCGUAAGAGAUGUUCCAAUUUUCGACCGACAGCUCUUCCACCAGAUCAAGGGGGACGACAUCAUUUGGUCCUUGGACGCCGGUGAGUUAUCCCUCACCUUGACCAAGCGCGAGCGCAGCAAGCUUUGGGAUCAGCUGGGCUCCGUGAGCGAGAUGCAACGAGACGCCAGUGGCAAGGUGAUCCCUUCCACCAUCCCGGAGCCCAUGUCGAUCAAUGAUCGCUUGGCGAAGUUCCGGCAGAUGGUGACGGGAGAUGAUGGUGAGGAACCGCGCUAUGAAGAUCUCAACGACCAAAGCAAACAGCUGGUGGAUGCGAUGCGCCGCUUCGAACAUGCCCGUGCCACGGGGGAUCACAAUGCGCUGGCCUUGGCGGAACAUGACUUGGAGGAGCUGGGCCGAGUUGUGGUUUGAGGAUCGCAGCGACCUAGCGACCCACCUUUUUUCGCUUGGCAGAUGGCAAGUGAUGUCGAAAAAGCUUAG
Messenger RNA from Cladocopium goreaui, 2036 nucleotides. NCBI's taxonomy places the organism in Eukaryota, Dinophyceae, Suessiales, Symbiodiniaceae. The record is from the annotation of a GenBank genome assembly.